Messenger RNA from Xyrauchen texanus (razorback sucker), 3229 nucleotides. It is a transcript of the gene lrfn5b, whose product is annotated as leucine rich repeat and fibronectin type III domain containing 5b. Gene Ontology annotation, molecular function: protein binding. The coding region runs from base 302 to 2647 and encodes 781 amino acids. The transcript has 3 exons. The record is from RefSeq and is a predicted model, not a curated record. NCBI's taxonomy places the organism in Eukaryota, Metazoa, Chordata, Actinopteri, Cypriniformes, Catostomidae.
AACGGGCCGCCAGUGUCUGCGGGUCUAUUAAUGCGAACAGACACAUCUUAAUGCACGUAUUAUAUGAUACAGAUGUGUGUUUAAUUAGCUCAUGUCCGGCGCUGUAAUCAUGGAUAUGCAGCUGGAUGUGGGUGCCGCUGGACGCUGUGAUGUGAUGUAGGGAUCGUCCAGGUGUCUAUAUGGGUCAUCUGAAUGGAGGAGCUGCUAAAAAUGCGGUGACUUGGAGGAUUUCAGGGUAAACACGGAGAUGAAGCAAAGCUGAUUUCCUCUUCAGGUUGUUUAACCAGUACCCAGAACCCAGAUGGAGAUGCUACUGGUUUAUCUGACGGUUCUCGUCAUGGCAUUGAAAGCUCAUAAGGUCCAGGUGUGCCCCAAGCGUUGCAUCUGUCAGGUGCUGUCGCCCAAUCUGGCCACCUUGUGUGAUAAAAAGGGGCUUCUCUUCGUCCCUCCGAACAUCGACAGACGCACCGUUGAGCUUCGACUGGGCGACAAUUUCAUCACAAGCGUCAAGCGGAAGGAUUUCUCUAAUAUGACCAAACUGGUGGACCUGACGCUCUCCAGGAACACGAUAGGAUCUAUCGUACCUCAUGCGUUCAACGAUCUAGAGAACUUACGCGCUCUUCAUCUGGAUAGCAACCGACUGACGCAUAUAACAAACGACACGUUCAGCGGCAUGUCCAAGCUGCACCAUCUAAUCCUUAACAACAACCAGCUCAUGUAUAUCUACAUUGGAGCGUUCAACGACCUCCUGGCGCUAGAAGAACUGGAUCUGUCGUACAACAAUCUUGAGAGCGCCCCUUGGGUCGCCAUUCAACGUAUGAUCAGCCUGCACACGUUGAAUCUGGACCACAACAUGAUCAAUUACAUACCCGAAGAGACCUUCUCCGGCCUGCAGAAACUCAAGCGUCUGGACGUCACCUCCAACAAACUUCACAAGCUACCGCCCGAUCCGGUCUUCCAGCGCGCAGGCGUCCUGGCCACAUCAGGCGUUUUGGGCCCGUCCUCAUUCGCGCUCAGCUUCGGCGGAAACCCGCUUCACUGUAACUGCGAGUUAUUGUGGCUCAGGAGGCUUCGGCGAGAAGAUGACCUGGAGACGUGUGCGGCGCCGGAGCAUCUCACCGGAAGGUAUUUCUGGACCGUGUCUGAGGAGGAGUUCCUGUGUGAACCUCCGCUCAUCACGCGACACUCGCAGGAAACCCGGGCUUUGGAAGGACAGCGAGUUUUAUUGCGCUGUAAAGCACGUGGUGACCCAGACCCCAUCAUCCACUGGAUAGCCCCUGAUGGAAAGCUGGUGUCCAACUCGAGCCGCACUGUGGUCCACAGCGAUGGUACCUUAGACAUCGUCAUCAGUACAGUGAAGGAUUCUGGCUCUUUCACCUGUGUGGCUUCAAAUCCGUCCGGAGAGGCUCAGCAGACAGUGGACCUCCUCAUCACGAAGCUUCCACAUUUCUCCAAUGACACCAGUAUGGUCCAGGAGCCUGACCCGGGCUCGUCUGACAUCGCUACUUCUGCAAAGACAGGAGGAGAUGGUGGUUCUUCAAUGGGCAACACUAAAGGUGGACAGGAGAAGCGAGUACUGAUCUCUGAAAUCACCUCCUCCACGGCUCUCGUGAAGUUCAACUUUCAGCGGAACAUUCCGGGAAUUCGAAUGUUUCAGGUCCAAUACAAUGGCACUUAUGAUGACUCUCUGGUGUACAGAAUGAUUCCUCCUACCAGUAAAAGCAUCAUCGUGAACAAUCUGGCAGCGGGCAUGACGUACGACCUCUGCGUUUUGGCCAUUUACGAUGACGCCUUGACUGCGCUGACAGUGACUCGUGUGGUGGGCUGCGUUCACUUCGCCACUGAGCCGCAGUACCUCCGCUGCCACUUCAUGCAGUCGCAGUUCCUCGGCGGCACCAUCGUCGUCAUCAUCGGGGGCAUCAUCGUCGCUUCUGUACUGGCUUUCAUCACCUUCCUCAUCAUGCGCUACAGAGUGUGCCACCAGGACGGAGCCGAUAAAGGGGUUGAACUGGGCGACAUCCGUUCUCAGUCCAGGACGGAGCAGCUGCAGGUGUGUGGAGUCAUCAAGUCCAUGUCCAAACAGCUCCUGAGUCCAGAGCGGGACACGUGUCAGAUGGAGUCAAUACCAGUCUCGACAUGCACAGCAACGUCCCGACCGUCCAAACCCGCCAUCCCUGACUGCACCGUCACCACCUCCGCUGCGAGUCACAGCUGGCACCCAGCGUCUCCCAGUCCCCUGCGGCCAGCGCGAGCGGACUCGCUCACCUCCAACAAGACAGACACACAACUCAAUGUGGAGUCGGAAAAUGCCAACAAGAACAACUCGGCCAAGGUGCAUCCCAAACCCACCGUCCGGGCCUACUCCACCAUGGUGACACCAGUGUCGAGAAGAGCACAACUCCAGAACCUCCACAACUACCAGACGGUGCCCGUGGGGUGCGUGAGGGUCAGCCGGCGGCAUUCUCUGAAUGUAGACUCAUGCAAACAGCCCAGUUAUGCCAGUUACCAACAGCAGACGGGCGACCUGCGCUCCAAACGUAGCCUGUCGAUGAGCGGCAGUGAUAUUCCACAGAUGGACGCCGAGGAGCGCCGCAGCGGGAGAUCAUCACUGUCCCAGUCUGAGUGGGUUCUGGAAAGCACAUUAUAAUGGAGAGUUUUGCACUUCACUUGUUGUUUUAUAAUAGCGUUUCAUUCCGUUAUAGACUGUAACGUUUAAAAUCGUUGGUUUCCUGCUCGGCGACUCUUCAGUCGUAAGAAACGCUCUGACGGAAAGGACUGGUAUAAGCCAAUGUUUUUUUAAGCACAAAUGAAAUACUGUUUCCUGCAAUAGUACAAUAAUACUAUGACUUGUAUAUUUCUUUGUUUUAUGGAAUAAUACAAACACUGCAUACAAACAUGUAACGUUGUGUAAAAUAAAAUGUGAAAACUCUGUACGUGCUCAUGUGGUGAUACACAGACCUAGAUAUAGCACUUAUUAAAUUGUUAGUUAUACUAAUUGUGACAUGCUACAGAAUGACUUGAAGUGCAAAUUUCAGUGAGUGUUUAAUACAUUUUAAUGUGCUCCUGAAAUGGAAAAAUGAUUAUUCUUCAUCACAGAUACUCUGGAGCUGAUUUCAACUUGCUUUAAGACCUAUGAAUGACUUUUACACUCUCAUUUUACUGAUUUAUUCCUCUUGUAAAAAUAUUAAGAUCAGUUUACCUGAGAAACAGGUAAUUGCAUGAGAGAUAA